CCGCAGACGGAGGGGAUUGCCGAGAGUGGAAAGGAGGGCCCGCAGGCGUCUUCUUCUUCUUCUUCUCCUUUGGGAGGAAGUUGCGGGAGUUGAGACUUGGGAGGUUGGGGGAGCUCCAAAACCAAAAAAAACCCACGGCCCACGGCUACCUUCGACUUCGAUCGCGCAAACCCCUGCCCGCACCGUCCCCCGCCGCCGCAAUCCGGUCGCGGUCGCCGCCCGCCCGCUCCCCAGAGGUGACAUGUGGAAGACUCAGCCCGGAGGAACAUCCAGAGAUGGAAGGGGUGGAGGCAGUACGGCCAGGGCAAACGCAGGCACCGGGUACCCAACCCGUUCGCGUACUUCUGGAAAUCCACAAUUCUCUGCACCCACAAACGGCGCGAACCAGAGGGCUAUGGCCUCUCUCCGCUCUCCUCUGCGUGGAGGGCCAGACAUGCCGACCUCCAGGAGAUGUUCCCCAAGGCUUUCCGGCACACAACAAGACGAAGUAGCCGAGGUAGCACGCGUCGGAAUGUUAAAAAGGGCUAGUAACAAUGCUUCAAAUUCUUCAACAUCAAGAGCUCCCACCAGAUCUUCUAGCACCACCACCGCUAGUUCUAAGGAUGUUGCAGAAGAGCAUAGCAGCGGGGUUGGAAGCACUAGCAGUUUAUCAAAGAAGCGGAAAAGAAUGACCGCAAAAUCCUACAGAUCACUUUUCAAGCGAUCCAAAAAAGCAAGCUCCACAGUUGUUGUUGCUUCUGACAGAGCGGGCAAGGAAAAUACUUCCAAUGGGAAUGUGGCAGAGAGCAACACUGGUAUGUUAUGUGAAUUUGGCGGAUUGAUUGGAAAAGACAAGAAGCACUCAAACGAUACUAAAGUUUCCAGAAGUUCUAUUUCUGGUUUACAUGAAACUUCUCAACCAAGAGUUGGCAAAUCUGCCGGACCGCUUUCGGAGGUACAUCAACAUAUAUCUAUCGAAACAUGCCCACAAAACAAAGUUGCUGAGAGUAGACUUGAAGUUGAAGGUAGAGAUCGGCCUACUGGGCAUUCAAGGCAAAAUUCUAUAUCGUCAUUGCAAAGUGCCCCAAUCCCUCCUAUUCAUUACGAGGAGCCCGAGAGUGGACAUGGAGAUGGUGAACCCCUUAGCAUUCAAAAAGAAGUAGCUUCAAGUCAGUUCAAGGUGACCGCAUCUGAUGAAAUGGAGGGCAAUUCCAACAUAUGCGUUGCUUGUGGUACCCCAGGAGAUCUUAAGUCCUGUGAUGGAGAAGGCUGCAAAAGAAGCUACCAUGUUUCUUGUCUGGAUCAUUGGCUGGAAUAUUUGUCUCCUGGUAUGUGGUUCUGUACUGUCUGUACGGAAAAGAGGUUGCUGUUUGGAAUACACUCUGUUGCUGAUGGAAUUGAGUCUCUGUGGAAUGUCAAGGAGGGAAUGCAGAAUGGCAAGCAGUACCUUGUGAAGUAUAAGAAUCUGGCACAUGUCCAUAAUCGCUGGGUUCCGGAAGGUGUUAUCAAUGACACCCCUGGAGGUUGUGAUCUUCUGUCCUUGUUUAAUAAGAGGGAUCAUAAAGAAAAGACAAAUUGGAAGAAGGAAUGGACUGAGCCACACCACCUGUUGAGGAAAAGGCCACUUAUGCCCCCAAAAGAAGCUGAUGAUUUUUUUUGUUCAAGUCGUGCUAACAUUGAGCAUUGUAAUGUUGAAUGGUUAGUGAAAUGGAGGGAUCUUGGCUAUGAACAUGCAACAUGGGAACUGGAAACUGCAUGCUUUUUGCGUACUCCUCAGGCUGAUGAACUUAAAAGGAAGUAUGAGAACCGCCGUAAAGCUGCUAAGCAAUCAUCUAUUCCCGUAGAAACAAAGGUUAAGCAUAAGACAUUUCAGAAACUCCAGAGAUUACCAGACGAGUGGCCUCCUGGUUUUGACAACGAUCAUUUGUUUUCUAUCAAUCAACUUCUUGAGUUCUGGUGCAAAUCUCAUGGUGCUGUCCUUGUUGAUGAUAAGGAAUACGUAACAAAAACCAUCUUGUUCACGUUGACUGUAUUACCUGAUGUCUGCCAACCUUUACUGAUCGUCACGACUCCUGCUUCUCUUUCUGCAUGGGAGAUUCAGUUCAAUCACUUGGCACCAUUUAUCAAUGUUGUUGUGUAUGAUGGGCAGAAAGAUACUCUCAAAUUAAUUCAAGACCUGGAGUUCUAUGACAACAGACGCUGCAUGAUGUUACAAGUUCUCUUAUCCCAUCCUGAUGCUAUCCUAGAGGAUAUUGAAACUAUAGAGCGCAUUCGCUGGGAAGCUGUUAUAGUUGAUUAUUAUGAAAACUCUGCAUUCAAAUAUUUUGAACAACUCAAGAAAAUUUCUACUGAUUUUAGAAUGGUGCUUUUGGGCUCCCCAAUCAAGGAUAAUGUUCCUGAGUACAUGAACCUGCUAGCUUUUCUUAAUUCAGAAGAUAAAGGUUAUAGUGACUAUGUCAAUGCUGAUGAUGCGCUUGUGAUGUCAAAAGCAAGAUUCACACAUCAUAUUGCAUAUGAGCGUAAAACAGAUUCUUCAAAAUUUUUGGAGUACUGGGUUCCAUCUUGCAUUUCACAACCGCAGUUAGAGAUGUACUGUUCCAUAUUGCUUUCAAAGUCAUCCGUCCUCCGGUCAGAGAUGGAAACUGAUAGCGUUGGAGCUCUUCAUGAUAUUUAUCUGUCUCUCAAAAAGUGCUGCGAUCACCCUUACAUCGUUAAUGAAUUUCUGCGAAGCUCACUUAGCAACAAUAGCAAUGUAACUGAAAAUAUAGAUACGGUGGUGCAUGCAAGUGGCAAGCUACUGGUUCUCGACAAAAUGCUUAACGAGAUCAAGAAGAAGAGUUUAAGGGUCAUUCUUCUUUUCCAGUCUGAUAGAGCAGGUGGAAACAAAAUGGGAAAUAUUUUGGAAGAUCUUAUGCAUCACAGAUUUGGCCCAGAAUCAUAUGAACGUGUUGAAUAUCGUGCAGUAUUGUCAAGGAAACAGGCAGCAAUUGAUAAGUUCAACAACAAGACUAAUGGUAGAUUUGUCUUUCUGAUUGAAAAUCGUGCGUGCCUCCCAAGCAUUAAGCUUUCAUCUAUUGAUGCCAUCAUCAUAUAUGGUUCUGACAACAACCCACUAAACGACUUGAAGGCUCUUCAAAAGAUCAAGAUAGAGUCACAAUUUGAGCGUGUGAGCAUUUUUCGCUUGUACACUCCUUUUACAGUUGAGGAGAAGAGUCUUGUUCUUGCGAGGCAGGGCAUUGUUAUUGAUAACAACAUACAAGAUCUAAGGACUAGUUUAAAACAUUCCUUACUCAGAUGGGGUGCUGCAUUUCUCUUCAGUAGACUUGAUGAGGUCCAGCAAGAUGACCAUGCAAGUAAAAGUUCUGAAAUGGAGAGACACUUUAUUGAUGAAGUAAUCGUUGAGUUCUUAACAAAGUUAUCCACAACUGUUGAAGACAGCACUGAAGUACACAGGAAGUCCAUAAGCAAAGCUAAUAUGAGUGGGGAACUAUAUUCAAGAAAUAUUACUCUGAUGGGUGAAAAGGAGGGAAUCUCUGUGCUUGAGGAUAAUCCAGCUGAGUUCUGGUUAAAUUUAUUGGAUGGAAGAUCCCCUCAUGUGAGCUGUAUAUCUGAGCCACUGCAAUCAAGAGUUACAAAGUCCCAGACCAUGGAUGAGGUCAAUGCUCCGGCUGAAGAAAUCAAUGAAGCCAGAAAGAAGCAUAGAAAGGUUGGUGAGAUUAUGGGUUCAUCUUCAAAAGUUGUAUCUGACAAAAGUAACGAUGAUGCAUUGCCUGAUAUUUGUACUACAUCUGGCCCUGCUCUUCAACCAGUUGAUGUCACGCAGCAAAAAUCAGGGUCGGAAAGCCUGAUGAGUACACCCAAGAAUCUUCAUGCCCAAAUGAAGCAAGAGUUGUCGAAAUUAAUUAAGGUGUUACAACUACCGGACAAUGUUACGUUGCUGGUUGAGCAGUUCUUUGAAUAUCUUUUGAAUAAUCAUGUAGUUGUUCAGGAGCCAAAGUACAUAUUUCAUGCGUUGAACAUAGCUUUGUGUUGGCGAGUUGCCUCUAUUCAUAACUUUAAGGUGGAUCAUAAAGAGUCACUUGCCCUUGCUGAAAAAAGGUUAAAAUACGAGUGCAAUGAGGAGCUGGCAAGGUUGGUCUAUGACAGCCUAAAGAGAAAAUUUCCAAAGAAAGCAGGUGCAACUGGCAGCAAUUGUCAAUCAACAUCAGUAGAAAAGACCAAACCUUCACAGCAGGAGACCUCUAAUAUCUUGAGAAAUGACCACAUUUUCCCUAAGCAGAGAAUGGAUCUUCAUGAUAAUUUCAUGAAUGGUGCACUUCAAGAAGGCUCAUUUGUUGCUGCACAAAUGGUUUCAGAAGAGCAGGAACUGAUAGCUGUUCCAGGAACUCACAUGGAAUGCCAUUUUUCAACUGAUGAACUUCCUGACAUUGUGGAGAAAAGAAUCAACUUAAUUGACAAUGUUUUCUCUGUAAGAGAAUACCGUAUCUUUGAUAAACAACAGUCUCAGAUUUCAGAGUUAGAGAAAUACACACAAAAUAAAACUGCCAGACUGAAAACAGUGUGCAAUUUAGUUCUGGAACAUAUUUGUAGAAGUCAUGCUGAUGUAGAGACCCGAAAUGACACAAUAAAACAAACUGUUCAGUGGUUCACUAUGCUGAUGUAUGCAUUUCUGGAGCACAUGAGACUCCAGCACAGCAAACUUGAGUCACUGCAAUCUAAUACAUGGGCUGAAGAGCGACAGCUGAAGGAAAAACUUUGUUUGGAAGCAAAAUCAGGCCAAUUAGAUCACACCUUUGAUCAGCAGAUUGCUCUACCAGAUUCAAACUUUGUUAUGCAAGAAUUCAUCCAUUUGAAGGAACAAAGUAGCAAUUCCCAUGUCAGUGGAAGCGCUGUUUCAGAUUGUCAGCAGCUUUGUCAUGAUAGAUUGAAAAUGGUAAAUACACUGGUAAGGAAUGUAGUUCCAUCAGAACCCAUUUCUGCACAGACAGUGAGAAAUGGUUCUGUUGAAGUGGUCAUGGUCGCUGGCCAACCAGCACCAGAAGUAGUUGAUUUUCCAGAAAACAACACCUGCUAUAGUCCUGAUGGCAUUGGCUUACAAAAAGCUAAAUCACCGAGUAUUAGGCCUUCAAAUGAUGAUUCAAUUAAUCAGGAAUCUUCGGCCAGUGAAUAUACAAGUACUGAGAAUGUUGAGAGGGACAAUGCCAAUCCUAGUACAUUGCCGGGAGUUGCAACUUCUCCUGCCAUUGGAAUUUAUGCCAACUUGGAGUCAACAAUGGUUGCUUCUACACAAAACCUCACGAUUUUCCCAGCUUCUAAGGAAGUGGCUACUCAAUCUAAUUUAUCAACCUUGCCUGGCUCACAGACUGUUGAGACUUCACAGCAGCCACCUGCAGAAGCAAAACUGACUGAAAAUUUGGGAGUAACAGCUUGGGAUGUGCAACCUGAAAUGCAAACAACGACCUCAACAUUGGAUUCUCCAUCUGCAAGGAUGUGCCCAGAUAAUAAUAAUCAAACAGUUCAUCAACCAGAUACAUCAACUAGCCCAUUGCAGGAAGGUUCUACUUCCUGUCAUUUAACCUCAGUUGAUGCUACUGCUGGAGUUACAGCAAAAGUUGAUGACACUGCUGCUGCAGAUCCACUUGACUCAGAGACACAAUCUUAUACUGCUGCACACAAACCAGCUGCCUUGCUGGUGUCUACGGAAGUUGAAACCCAGACUGAUCAAUCAAGUAUGCUUGAACGGCAGAGUAUAAGUGUACCACUCGUACAAAGUUCACUAUCUUCACAAAAUCCACCUGCAGAAGCAGAACCAGCAAGUACCCUGAGCAGGGAGACAGCCCGAGAUGUGCAGCCUGAAAGGCAACAAUCAGCCUCAGUGCUGGAGACUUCACUCCAAAGGAUGCACCCUGAUGACGACAGUCAAACAAAACAUCAGCUGGAAACAGUUCUGUCACAGAGAGGUGAAACCUGUGGCCAUUUAGGAGAUGCUCGAGAGAUAGUUGAUGCUAAUGAUAGUAACACUGUUUGUGAUGUUCGAGCCCAUUUGGAAUCUCCAAUCUUUGCUACUCCACAAAGCCUGGUUAUAUGUCAAGGUUUGAGUGAGGUUGGAAGUCAGGGAAAUAUAUCAAAUAUGUCUUCCCAACAGAGCACAGAUCUGUCUGCCCAACAAAAUCUAGCACCUUCACCACUUCCACCUGCAGAAGCAGAACGAACAGGUUUGCUUACCACACAGCCAGCUCAGAAUUUCCAACCUGAAUUGCAACCAUCAACCUCAUUGUUUGAUGCUUCACUUGAAAGUAACAACAUAAGUCAAACAGAUUGUCAAUCAGAUCGAGCAGUUGUUUUCUUGCAGGAAGGUGCAACAACUCAACAACAUUUACUUGAUACCGGAGUUGUAGUUGAUGACAUUGUUGCCGAAGAGCCUUCACACUCAGAAUCUCCAACUUACAUCAUUCACGAAACAGCUGCCUUGGUAGUUUCGACAGAAGUUGAAACUCAGACUUGUCAAUCAAAUAUACCUAUACAACAAAAUACAAGCCACCCUGCCCAACAAAGUCCAGAAACUUCACGACAUUCAAUUGCAAGUCCUGUAGGUUUAGAGGCAACUCAGGAAUUUCAGCCUGAAAUGCAGCCAUCAACCUCAGGUCAGGAUCAAUCUGAAGAGCUGGAACAAGAAGGUAUGUCGAGCUCAGCAAUUCAGGAUUUACAGCCAGAAAUGCAACCUCCAAACUCAGUGCAGGGUCAGUAUCCAGGAGCAGUAUUGUGCAUUGCUGCAGCUGAAGAUUUGCAGCCUUUAAUGCAAUCAUCAACCCCAGUGCCAAAUCAACUUGCAGAGGCAAAUCAAGAAGGUAUGUUGAGUGCUGCAGCAGCUCAGAAUUUGCAAUGUGAGACACAGAGAUUAACCUCAACACAGGAUGCUCCAUUUGAAAGGACUGAUCUGUCUGGUAUUCCUGUGCCACGAAGUAUUACUACUGCCCAUCAAAGUGUAGUGCCUUCAUGGGAUCUGCAGACAGGAGUAGAACCAACGGGUGCUUUGUGCAUGGAAACAACACAUGAAAGGCAGUCUGAACUACCAUCAGGUUCAAUGCAAGAGCGAUCUGCAGAAACAAGAGCAAACUUAGUGCAGCGAUCUUGCACGACAGAAACUUGUGAUUUGCAGCCCCAACUGGAUCUAUCAUCCACAAUACAGACUGUCCAACUUGAAGGAAUACGCUCUGAAGACAUGAAUCAGAUAGGUGUUCAGUCCAACUCUGCACUAAGUUCUGAACAGCCCACCCAGCCUCUUCCAGUGGCACCAUUAGUGUUUAAUUAUCAAAGAUUUAGUGACGAACCUCUCAAAAAUGAGCUGGAAAGAUUAAAACAUACCAGCAAUGUUCUUAGUAAAGUUCAUGAACAAAAGAGAAAACAACUCCUAGUGGAGUAUAACCAAGAAAUGGAGAAGCUAAAACAGAAAUAUGACUCAUUACUUCAAAAGGAAGAUUCUUUUUACGCUCAGAAGGAGGCAGAACUUGAUACUAUCUACAGGAAAGUCUUUAUAAACCAAUCACUGGCUGAGAAUUUUCGAAGGAAAUUCCUACCAUUAUCUGCAGCUCAAGGGGGAUCCACGAGACCCACAAUUGGGCAGCUGGUUCAGUCUUCUCAGGAACCAUCUGCAAGGAUUGUAGCAGAGCAAGUCACAGCAUCACCAGUUACCUUGUCAUCAGCAGUUCGACCACAGGUGCUUCAUUCAUCAGGACCAUAUGUGCAACCUUCACUGGUGGUUCAACCAUCAUCACAGGCUACCCAACCGCAGUCAAUCUUACCUGGCAAUAUGUAUAGAGCAAUGUCAUCAUCACCUUUUAGUAGUACACCAAUGCCUAUGCCACAUGGCACCUACAGAGCUGCUGGGGCACAACCGCAUGCUCCCUCUCCUCAUCUCCAGCAGCUUAGGAUGCCGUCACCUUAUGCCACGAGUCAUGGAAAUCAGCACCAACGACCAUCUAUCCUAGCAUCCCUACUGCCAUUUGUGCUCCCAUCUAGUUCAAAUCCUAGCCUCACGGCACCCCUGUCAUUGAACACGGUUGUUCACAGGACCUCAGGUCCACUGAAUGCAGGUGCUGGAAGCCAGCACGCUGGAUCUCAAAUUUCAGGUGUCAAUCCCUCAGGUUCUUCUGCAUCAGCAUCACUGAAUACAUGGCUAACAGCUAGGCUUGCGCUGACUAGUGAGGCCAGAGGGACGGUCUCCAGCACAGAGGUUGUGUGCCUUUCUGACGAUGAAUCGUAGUGAGGAAGGUUCAGUCAAAUUGUAGGUUACUAGUGCAAUAGUUAACUGAUUUGAGUUAUAGUCGAUCUAACCCCUUUAGUAUUCUGAUAGCAAGAGACGGACAUCAAUAGAAGUACAGUGGGUCGGGGUUUCUUUUUUGGGGGAUGACGGGUGCUAACAUCAAUUUGAAUAUCCAUCUUGUAUAAUCAGUCUACCUUUCCUGCAAAUAUCAAACCUUGUUGAUACGGGUCUGGAAAUGUUGAGGUUACCCCUUUUCCUGCUGAAGAUAAUAUGAUGGGCUGCUGAUAUUUUUUUUGUUCUGACAUGUGGGUAUUGUCUCUGCUAUCUCAUUGACAGUAAGGGGCUUUACUGUCAAUGAGUUGACCUGUUGUAGCAUUGGAUCCAGUCUGUCAACCCUGUUGUUACAGAAAUGUGAGUGUUUUUUUAGUUGGAAAUGUGGGUGCAUUUUGUAUAUUGCUUAAUCUUAGUGGCACAUGCUGGUGCAUGUUACGACGUUUAUUUUGAUUUUUGAAGACUUGUGGAUGUUGGAACUUGGAAA
Molecule: messenger RNA, 8780 nt
Organism: Oryza sativa Japonica Group (Japanese rice)
Lineage: Eukaryota; Viridiplantae; Streptophyta; Magnoliopsida; Poales; Poaceae
Biological process (GO): chromatin remodeling
Cellular component (GO): nucleus; chromatin
Molecular function (GO): DNA binding; histone binding; ATP binding
Source: RefSeq, a predicted model, not a curated record